CUUGAGGAGGUCACUCCUCAUUGGUGCAGGUACCAGAGCUCUGCACUCCAUUGCCCAAAGACAUCACAACAAACAAUGAACAUUUCACAAGCCAAAGAAAAUGAAUACAUUGCUUUUCAAUGUAAAUAUCUCCUCUGUUAGACAGAACUUCCUUAAUUUCCCUAUUCCUCUCACUCACGUUAUUGUGUUUCCUUGCUCCAAACCCAUAAGAGCAAUAUUUGCCCUGUUUAUGUGCUAGCUAGUGGUUAGAAUGGGUACUUUAAUGCCCUAACAUAUGAUCUGUAUAUACCCAUAUAAAUAUGACAGCAGAGGAAUUCAGAAUGCCUAAAGGUAUUUUCCCAUAUAAUUUAAUGAACGAGUGAUUCAGCCUUUCCACCGAAUACAAACAGGCCGUAAUUGACAGGCAUGAUGUUGGGUCCAUGGCUUUAUCUGACACCCAGCAUGAGUCAGGCAGAACUGCACCAACCUGUGCACCCACCCUGUCCCAUGUCAACGGGUGUGCAGCACGCCUGGUCUGGGGCAGGGCUGGGAGUGUGCAGGAGGCAGAGGGAGUAUGAGGUAGAAUGUGCAGCAGGAGACAGGGUGAGCACAGUGAGCAGGAGACAGGGUGAGCACAGUGAGCAGGAGACAGGGUGAGCACAGUGAGCAGGAGACAGGGUGAGGAAAGGAAGUAGGAAGCAGGAGAAAUGGUGAGCAGGUGACUGUGUGCGCAUAGUGAAUAAAGUGAGCAAAAGACAGUAUGAGCAUUGUGAGUAAAGUAAGCAGGAGACUGUGAGCAUUGUGAGCAUAGUGAGCAGGAGGUAGUGUGAUCAUAGUGAGCAGGAGGCAGUGUGAGCAUAGUGAGCAGGAGGCAGUGUGAGCAUAGUGAGCAGGAGGCAGUGUGAGUGUAAAUAUAGUGAGUAGAAAGGAGUAUGAGUAUAGUGAGAAAAGUGAGCAGGAGACUGUGAGCAUUGUGAUCAUAGUGAACAGGAGGCAGUGUGAGUGUAAAUAUAGUGAGUAGAAAGGAGCAUAGCGAGUAAAGUGAGCAGAAAGCAGUGUGAGUAUAGUGAGCAGAAAGUAGUGUGAGUAAAGUGAGCAGAAAGUAGUGUGAGUAUAGUGAGCAGGAAGUAGUGAGUAUAGUGAGUAAAGUGAGCAGAAAGUAGUGUGAGUAUAGUGAGCAGGAAGCAGAGGCUGACACUACACUCACACAGUAUUCCCAAUACCAGCAGCUCAGACUUUCCUGGAUAUAGAGGGGAUCUGUUGUGCCCUGUAACAGCCCCUCCUCCACUACCACCUCCCCUCUUGUCGGCUGGUGGGAAGCGCUCCCAGACUGCCAGGUCAGUCCCGGCUUCCUUCUGUGCUGAUCCGUGGCUGAGCUGGCUCAGACCUGCCCUCCUUUCCCCUGCUCCAGCAACCACCACCUCCUCCAACUGAUCCUCCAGUCCUCCUCCAGCCUGCACUGCACAACUGUACCUUUCUCUCUACAAGAUGGCGGGGUCCCUUGUUGAAAGGGAAUCAAUGGUAAGUCUUAGCAUGCCAAAUGUUCCAUGAUCCAUGUCAGAUCUAUGGAAUUCUCCAGAUAUAAAUAAUGUCUAGUAGGAGGGACCAGGCUGUACGGCGGGGUCUGUUUGCCACCCUGGUGCCUGCCCUAGUCCCAUCUAUCUCAUGGCAUGCGCUGCCAACCUGACCACGUCCCCAAGCAGGCAUACCUGUUAGCACUGGGGGAUUCCCUGUCAUACAGGCACCUGGGGACAGAGAGACAAUGUAUCUACUGACUGGGUUAGAAUUCCAUCAGAGAAUGGAGAGAAUGUCUAUACUGUCUGUUUAUAUAGAGCUACAGAUAACCCAUAUACUGAGAUUACACAGAGAGAGAGAGGGGGAGAGAUAAUCUGAGUAUUAACCCUAGGAGUGCUGUUUGAUGAAACAAGGUAUCUCAGAAUCAUGUGUUGGCUCUCAUAGCGUUAACACAGCACACUGCUUAUUUAAGAUAUAAAAGCUGGUUGUACGUGCCGCUCAGUGCUUUGUUGGCUGCAGCCUGCUUUGAACAAGCCAUUUUAUAUUGCAUGGAGCUCUGGGAGGUUAAAUAGUAAGGAGGAAGGGAUUGAAGAUGGAUUUAGAACAAGAACGAGGAGCUGUCCAGGGCAAGCUAGUGUGUGGAUUGUGUGACUAUGAAUACAGGGAAAGCGUCAAUGUGUGUAAGGAGGAAUGGUUACUAUCCAGAGACUGUGUCCUUAUGACCGGUGCUGGUCAUUAUUUUCCAGUGUAUGAAAGAUCUCACUGAUGUGACCUUGUGGGGAGCUGUCAUCAGAUAUAGUGAAAGCAAAAUAAAUGUGCCAAGUGCCCCUGUGUUUAAAACUCUGCCCCCUGUUAUUAUAGAAGAGGAUGUGUGUGUGUGUGUGUGUGUGUGUGUGUAUUUAUAUAUAUGUGCACAACAAACUAGCAAACUAUAUAUAGAAGAUGACUAAUCACAUAUAUAUAUAUAUAUGGUCUUGAGAAAGGACCACGAGUGGGUCCGAAACGUUGACGCUACACAAAUAAAAUCCUUUUUAUUUUUUAAAGUAAAGUCCUAUGAGUGCCCAUCUCUGCAUUCAAAUUGUAUUUUUGUUCCACUGUGAGGCAUUAUAAUCAAAGGAUUUAUUUCUUCAAACAUCGGAUAAAUGUGAGUGCCUUCAUAUCUACAUUCUAAUAUAUAUAAUUAGUCAAUAUCUCUCUCUCUCUCUCUCUCUCUCUCUCUCUCUCUCUCUCUCUCUCUCUCUCUCUCUCUCUCUCUCUCUCUCUCUAUAUAUAUAUAUAAUUAGUCAUCUUCUAUUAGUUUGUUUUUCAUUUCAGUGUUCUUAGCACAGUAAAUGUAAGUAUAUCAGCCUGCCUGGACAUUCACUUUUGGCACUGUACGACUGGGGGCUUAAUAUACAGUAUAACAGCCUUUUUACACGAAUGGAACCUCACACCAACAUCUAUUUUGGGAAUAACACUGAAAACACCAUUAUGCUUAGUUUUUUCCACUCUGCUGCUACAAUAAUGCCAUGGGAGAAGUAUUUAUAUUUUCAUAAACGUCCAUUUUUGUCAUCUGUGAAUUUGUUGCAAACAGACGAGAAAUGCCUCUGAUUGUAAUGGUACUUUUUCUUUUUUUAAAUGUGGCAACAAAGCAUGUUAGGUGAGACUGAUCAAGACAAAGUAGGUGCUAUUAGACAUUCUAUUUGAUUCAUUAGUGAUUGGUGCUAAUUUUGCACUUUGCCCAAGAAGGAACCCAAUCAGUCACUAGUGGACUUUGUGCGCAUGGUAAUCAUGGUUUUACUUUUACUUCUGAGUUCAUAAAACUGAACCCAACAGGCACCUGACUUGAUGGAAUCUCAGUUUCUUUUGUUUUUGUAUAUAGAAAUAUGAAAGUUAACUCAUCGCUGAAAAUAUUAUUUAUUUAAAUCCUUGGUUGCUAGGUAAGGCUGUUAUUUUAUGUAGGUCAUCUGUGUUUGCAUCCCUGUAUAUGUAUUUGUAAAACAUCUUAUACAAAAUACCACAGAGAUUAUCUCGAAAUUCCAAUAGACAUGCCUCUGGGACUCAUUGUGGAUAUUUAUUAAAAAAAAAGUCACUAAGAGAAAAGUGGGGCAAAGUUCUAGAAGUGAAGCAGUCACCAUGGAAACCAGUUUACUGCAGAUUCCAUUGGUUUCCAUAGUGAUUGCUUCAGUUUUAGAACUAUGCCCUAGUUUUUUUUUGUUAGCAACUCUUUUAUAAAUCUACCCAUAAUGUAUUUGUAGAGGGAAUAUAAUAUAUAAAUUGAGUGUCGAGUAUCGAGAUACGAUGCACAGAAAAUAUUUCUUAAAAAGCUUUAGAACCUGCAUGUUUAUUUGUAUAUUAAUGAACUAAUGAGUGAAUUGAUGUGCCUCCAAAGACAUUGUAGAAUUAUUGAGUAUUUCAGUUAUACUCAAAUGUAAACAGGAAUAAGUGAAACCUCCUAUCUUAAUAAAUAUGCUUCAUUCAACUGUAAUAUACUGUUUAAUGCGAGAGAUAGAGAUAAAAUCCUCAGCACCUUAAAGGUCGUCCAAGGCCAGAAUCUUCAGCCCUAGUGCAUUAAAUCUUGGAACGUUAACAGCAGUAUUUGCAAAACUUGGUAGCAUUUCAGACACGUGUGGCCUCCUUGACAAAUGGACAUACUGCUGAAAUACUAUGUAAGCAUAAAGUUCUUACCAUCUUGGUGGGAUAAAUUAAGAUAGAAAUGUCAUAUGCCGGAUUAGGCUCUCAGGCAACUAUUUUUGUAGCCUGAAACCGACCAGGGUAUUUCAUAUUUGUUAACAUAUGAAUUAAGUUUUAGGGAUAUCUGACCUCCAUUACAUUCUCCAUAGAAUUCUUUGAAAUGUUUUAAUUUCAUGAAUACAGUGCAGUCUCCCACCCUUGAUAAACAUACUCUACUUACCAUUGUAAUUUACAGAGCCGCCUUUCCGAAACAAUAAAGGCAAGUCGCAUACAAUGACAUGCCCUUCCAACAACAUACAUAAUUGAUUAAAUAACACUGAAAACGUGUUACAUGCGUGUAAUCAUUUAUGGCCUCACUUUUUCACUUGAGGUAUUAUGUUGCAAAAACUGACAUUAGUAACAGCUGUCUUAUCUUAUUCAUGCUCCCCCGCCUUGAUUAUUGAAACCCUCUGCUUAUUGGCCUGAAAUGUGCCCAGAUUACCCCUCUACGGCCCAUAAUAAAGGUUCCUAACAGACUCAUCUACUUUACAUUCAACAAUUCUCAAACCAAACUGUCAGCCUCUACACUAACUUCCCGUAUCUUUUAGGAUUCUAUUCAAAGUACUUCUCUUAUGGAAUGCCCAAGCUCUAAUGCCUGAUUCGACUCUCCUUGUCUCUCGGCAGUCCUACAAAAAUUCUUAAAACACACUUGUUCAGAGAAGCCUAUAACUCCUUAUCCCUGUCAACCUUCCUCUGCUGUCUCCAAUUCAGUGUACUCUAUCUUCGCAAACACCCCUCCCAACCUUUAAGGUAUAUGCAGAAAAUUUGGUUUAAAUUAAAAAAUUUUUGGUUGUGAAUAAAUUAAGAAAAUGUAUAAUUGACAAAAUUAUAUAUCCAGUCAGGCAGACAGAUAUGAGCAAAAGUACCAAUAUUUCACUACUAUUAAGGACGUACUGGGAAAGAAAUGGUCCCGAUAAAUUUGGCCUUGACACUACAGAUAACAUAGAACAAUUACAGAUCAUUUGAUUCCCUCACUACCUUCUGCAUAUUUUACCCUUAACUUUUUAGAUUUUAAUCUCAUUUGGGCAGGGUUCUCUUCACCCAUUGUUCCCAUAUAUCAGACGUGUUUCUUUAAGAUCGGCAAACUUGGGGUGUGAUACAUAAAGUUAACACUGAUAUAAUAUAGCAAAGGAUGUGAUGCUCUCAAACGUGAGUUUAAAAAGCCUUUGAAAUUGAAAUUGCACUUGGAUUGUUAUGCCAUUAAGGGACAUUGGCCGUCAGACAAGGUCCUUAAGCAAGCAAAAAAAAAAAGUAAACUUUGAAGUCACUUUUUCCCUUUCUGUUUACACAGGGAUUGCACUAUAAAUACGGUUUAAACCACAGCUGCUUAAUCCUGACGGUACCUUACUUAGUGUCACAGUUUAUAUGUACCUGCAGAUAAAAACUUUAGCAUUGGAUUAAAAAAACUAAAAAGUUCUCUACCUGAUUUCAGCAUCAUCACGAACUGUAUCUUUGUUCUUUUAGCAGUUGGAUGGAAGGCGUCUGAGCAGCCCCUUAGGGUCUCCUGUGCAAGCAGAAGUCUACUUCCCUCGCCUGGUAAGUGAACAAUAUUUUUUAAAAUUGUUAUUUCUUUUAUUUAAAAUACAGAAAUCUGACUAAAUCAAGCCAAUGUAAGCCCCCGAUUACUGCAGAAUUAUUAUAGAAAACAAAAUGUAAUAUAUCAAACAGAGGAUGUAAAGUAAGUUUAUGAAAUUAAAUUAUGACAAAACAUUUUGUUUUUUCAAAGAUUGAUUCUUGUUUAUCUUUUUAUAGGUAUAUAGUGGGGGAUCACUUAUAAAAGAUCAUUAUUUUUAAAGGGCCAUCAUACGACAUAAACAAGUCAUUUCUAACUGACAAGUUUGAUAGGCAGUAGGCUGUUCAAUUAAAGGACCACUAUAGGCACCCAGACCACUUCAGCUUAAUGAGGUGGUCUGGGUGCCAGGUCCAACUAGGUUUAACCCUUUUUUCUAUAAACAUAGCAGUUUCAGAGAAACUGCUAUGUUUAUAAAUGAGUUAAUCCAGCCUCUAGUGGCUGUCUCAUUGACAGCCGCUAGAGGGCUUCCGCGCUUCUCACUGUGAUUUUCACAGUGAGAAGACGCCAGCGUCCAUAGGAAAGCAUUGAGAAUGCUUUCCUAUGGACUGGCUGAAUGCACGUGCGGCUCUUGUCGCGCAUGCGCAUUCAGCCAAAGAGGAGGAGGAGAGUCCCCCACCUGGUGCUGGAGAAAGAGGUAAGUUUAACCCCUUCCUCCCCCUAGAGCCCGGUGGGACACCCUCAGGGCACUAUAGUGCCAGGAAAACGAGUAUGUUUUCCUGGCACUAUAGUGGUCCUUUAAGUGUGUUCAUAAGAGUAUAAAGUCCUUUGGGACUUAGAAACAGAUAUCGGUUUUGUUACAUACUGUCAGUGUGUGAGAAUGAAAAUUUACUGAAAUGUUGCAGAAUAUGAUAUAUCAAUACUAAUAAUCAUCAGGGAAAAUGGUUGAUUUGGAAAAAUGGCUGAUUUGGAGAUGCUUUGUAGCUUAGCAGUUAAAAUGUACAAUUUGCUUGGCAUUAUUCCACAUAUUCCCAGUUUAAUGAAUAACCUUUCUUGCCUAACCCAUUUAUGUGGUAUUCAUUUUCAAAUAAGGAAUAUGGUCUUGUCUCACUUAUAGUAUUGUAUGAAACUCUCCAGCAGCCUCCAACAGACUGUUUGGGGUCUUUCUUUACUGAUUUAAAUAGCUACAUUUUUGGAAUGAUUCUGAAUUUAAAACCAGACAAGAGUUGAGAUGAACCCUUCAAUUAAUGUUUCCACGUAUUCUUUAAUAAGUAAGGAAAGAUGGUACUGGACCAUAUAUAAUACCACAUAAAGAGGUUAUUUUGGAUUGCUGCUCUGUGCCAGUGCUCUAUGGUUGAACCAGAGACAGCACUUCAAUGAGAUGUUAGAACUUUUUAGGUGGCAUAAAACUUUUUUCUUCCUUUUUUUUUUUAAAGGGACAUUAUAGUCACCAGAACAACUACAGCUUAUUGUAUUUGUUCUGGUGAAUAUAAUCAGUUCCUUAUGUCUUUUUGCAGUAAACACUGUCUUUUCAUGAAAAUGCAGUGUUUACAUUACAGCAUAUGGAUACCUGCACUGGCCACUCCUCAGAUGGCUACUAGAGGUGCUUCCUGGGGCAGUGCUGGUUCUGUCAUUGAUCUGCCUCCUUGACAAGCUCAGCCAAUCUAAAGCUUUCCUUUGAGAAAGCAUUGUGAUUGGCUUUGAACACCAAUUCUGAUGAUGUCAGCCAAGCAGGCAGAUCAGGAGCAGAGCCAGCAGUAGCAGACUGGAAUAAAGGUACAAUUUUACUGUAUUUAGGGGUGCAAUGGAGUGCCAGGGGGGCUAUUUUUAACACUAUAGGAUCAGGAAUACAUGUUUUUUUCCUGACCCUAUAGUGUUCCUUUAAUGUUUGCAUCUUUUACAAAAACAAAUGUUAAAAAUACAGUGUCUAAUGAAUGGAAAAGAAAAAAAGCUUUUUGAAAUGUGCAACUGCUACAUGAUUCAGCUAGACGCAUAGAAGUUGACUUGGUCUCCCACAAUCAUGACUUUCUUGUAAUUGUAAACCCUAGGUUUUCUAUAUAUCCUCUAAAGAAGAAAUCGCCAAUGCCCCUUUACUGAACAUAUGUAAACGGAAUUUUUUUUUUUUUACUGCAGUAACAGUGAUAGAAUGUGGUCUGUUGAUAGUCACUGCUGAUUGGCUGGGACUUGUGUCUCCAUUGGGUAUAGAGCUAACAAAUACAAAUAAGGCAGCUGUAGAGUCAGCUUACUCUAGUUUAAAUAGUGAAACUAGGAAUUAAAGUAUAGAAAUGUAAAAAGGCCUAUGUCACGCCAAGGGUGCAUAAUUCAUUGUUGCACAAUAGAAUAUUGGCAUUUAAUGUAAUUUGUGUAGUGCAUAUAUGAAUUGACCAAUUGGAUGCAAGGUCAGUUGACAGAAGUGAUAAUGUAAAUGGUAUAGGAAUGUUAAGGGGGGUGGCAGAUGGUUUGCGACAUAGAUUGAUCCUUUGAUUAAUCAAAGGCUCUGCAGGGUGUGAGAUUCUACACUUGAGAUGCCUGGAUGUCUAGUUCCAAUGUAAACUAGCUGGCUUCAGCCAUAUGGCCUGUACCUCCUAAUUGAUGAGUUGAUUUCUUUCAUAUGUUAAUGAUAAUUAUCUUUCAAGAAAAACAAGCCUUGUGUUACCAAGGCACCCCAUUUAUAAAUUGCCUUUGUGGUGGCAGCAUUAAAAUAGUAAUAUUUAUAUUAUUAUGCUUAAGUGUGGCUGGUGAUUUUAUCAUUAUUUCCGGUCUAGUGCAGACAAAUAGUGAACUUUAACUCCUUCACCACCACAACUAUGUCACACACACUUUUGAAGUAGGAUGUGUUCAUGACAAAUGCCUAUAUUAAAAGUAAUUUCAUGGUGUGCUUGGUGAGUUUAAAGCUCACCCUUCUUUCAUCAGUAUUGUAGCUGUGUGAUUGGUUUCCCUUCCAGACAAUUUAACAGCUCCAUUAAUACUGUAUGCAGCAUCACGAGUGAUGUCAUAGUCGGAAAAUUUUCAAGUAGGCCCAAGUCCCAUUAAAUUGUUUUCCAUUGUUGCCUAUUAGAAUAGUGUGGGGCUGCUUAAACCAGCAGACUUGAAAUCACUUUCCUUAAAUAUCACUCCCAUCACUCUCAGGCCUCACUUCACAAUCAACUCAGUGAAGACUGCAUUUACCAUCCUGCAGAAACACCCAUCACUCUCAGGCCUCACUUCACAAUCAGCUCAGUGAAGACUGCAUUUACCAUCCUGCAGAAACACCCAUCACUCUCAGGCCUCACUUCACAAUCAACUCAGUGAAGACUGCAUUUACCAUCCUGCAGAAACACCCAUCACUCUCAGGCCUCACUUCACAAUCAACUCAGUGAAGACUGCAUUUACCAUCCUGCAGAAACACCCAUCACUCUCAGGCCUCACUUCACAAUCAACUCAGUGAAGACUGCAUUUACCAUCCUGCAGAAACACCCAUCACUCUCAGGCCUCUCUUCACAAUCAGCUCAGUGAAGACUGCAUUUACCAUCCUGCAGAAACACCCAUCACUCUCAGGCCUCACUUCACAAUCAACUCAGUGAAGACUGCAUUUACCAUCCUGCAGAAACACCCAUCACUCUCAGGCCUCACUUCACAAUCAGCUCAGUGAGACUGCAUUUACCAUCCUGCAGAAACACCCAUCACUCUCAGGCCUCACUUCACAAUCAACUCAGUGAAGACUGCAUUUACCAUCCUGCAGAAACACCCAUCACUCUCAGGCCUCACUUCACAAUCAGCUCAGUGAAGACUGCAUUUACCAUCCUGCAGAAACACCCAUCACUCUCAGGCCUCACUUCACAAUCAACUCAGUGAAGACUGCAUUUACCAUCCUGCAGAAACACCCAUCACUCUCAGGCCUCACUUCACAAUCAGCUCAGUGAAGACUGCAUUUACCAUCCUGCAGCAUUCUCACACAAUCAGCUCAGUGAAGACUGCAUUUACCAUCCUGCAGAAACACCCAUCACUCUCAGGCCUCACUUCACAAUCAGCUCAGUGAAGACUGCAUUUACCAUCCUGCAGAAACACCCAUCACUCUCAGGCCUCACUUCACAAUCAACUCAGUGAAGACUGCAUUUACCAUCCUGCAGAAACACCCAUCACUCUCAGGCCUCACUUCACAAUCAGCUCAGUGAAGACUGCAUUUACCAUCCUGCAGAAACACCCAUCACUCUCAGGCCUCACUUCACAAUCAACUCAGUGAAGACUGCAUUUACCAUCCUGCAGAAACACCCAUCACUCUCAGGCCUCACUUCACAAUCAACUCAGUGAAGACUGCAUUUUUUUUCUCUCCCCACUUCCCACCCAUCCAGGCUCCCCUUAAAUAUAUAGCAUGCUCCUCCAGCUGUUCAAGAUUCUCACCCAAUUACCUGUUCAUUCCCCUAACAUCUUACCAAUAGCUGCUUCUCUGUUAACUCUUUCAGCCAUCACCUCCAAACUUCCCCUACCUUUUGUCUCAAAUCCCCCUGGUAUCUUUUAGAUUGUAAGCUCAAGGGCCAUCUAGCUAAGCACUUUGCAUAAAAGAGCUCCAAUGGCUAGAUAUCAGCUUACGGGCAGGGCUCUCUUACCUCUUGUAUUUGUUUGUGUAUAUUGUACGUUUCUCAACUAAUUGUACAGCGCUGCGGAAUCUGUGUGCGCUUUAUAAAUUGCAAUAAUAAUAAUAAAUAAUAAAUAUAAUUUAUGUAAAUAGAUUCCAUUGUGUCUUGCUUAUUUGACUAUUUUUAGAUUUGGGAGUUAUAUUUUGCCUCAUCCUGCAACAUAAAAAACAUAAAAAAAGCAAGGCACCAUUUUUCUUGCACAUUAUUGCUUUAUGACACCUUGUAAAAGUACUUGAUACAAGGAAACUCCCAACAUACUGGCAUGCAACACAUUAAUGUUAUAUAUGUGAGGUACUUGUAAUUACGUUUUUAUUUGUUAUGUGAGUGCAUACUAAAUACUUCCUGACCCCACUGUGCUUUGCUGAAAGUUAUGGCCUUUACUGCUGUGCACAGUAUUACGCUUUUUAUUGCAUAGUGUGAUGUCACCCAGCGUGCACGAUGGGAUAUUAAAAAAUUGAUCUACCUUAUGAAAUAAAAGAGAGAUUACGUCAGGUCAAAUACAUUUUCUCACUUUUAAUUUAGAACACCAAUAGACAUGUUUAGGUGUUUCAUGAUGCAAGUUUUAGAAACUAUUUGUGGAAGCUGAAAUUUUACUAGGUGGGAAUCACAGACUACAUCUAUUAAAUUUGACUCUACUCCCCUUCUAUUAUAAUUCUGAAGUAUCAAAAUGACUGUCUGAAAAUAUAUAUAUAUAUUUAAUUUGCUAAUUACAACACACCUGUAAAAACGAAAUAACUAAAAUUAGAAGUAUGAGUGAGCAGAAAAAAAAACCAUGCAGGAUAAAACCAAAGCUUUACAUUACAAGCUCUAUUCCUUACCUCCAGACUGCUCUUUAACCCCUUAAGGACCAAACUUCUGGAAUAAAAGGGAAUCAUGACAUGUCACACAUGUUAUGUGUCCUUAAGGGGUUAAGUAGUAAGUAUGAGUUUGUUAGGAUUUUGAAUUAUUAUACAGAGGACGCCCUUGCUCAGAAACCCUACUGAAGAUUAAAUGGCGCAUUUCAGAAAUCACUUGUUGAUAUAGACCAGGGGUAGGCAACCUUCGGCACUAGUGCCAUGCACGGCACUCAAGGUGUCUUUGCAUGGCACUCAAGGUGUCUUUGCACGGCACUCAAGGCUGCUAGAGCCAAACAGUGUCUGACCUAUCAGAAGUCCCAGUGAAACUUCAGAUAUCUGCUAAUACGAAAAGGUGGUGAAGGACAAUUCUCAAUUUAUGCAUUGCAGCACAUAGAGGAAGUGAUCUCAGAUCACUUCCUCCCAGCACUUGUGAAUGGGAAUCCAGCCUGCAGCUGCUGUUACUGCUCCUGUCCUUGACCUGUACCUGGCCAGCCUGGUCCCCACUGGAACCCAGGGAAGCCACCCACACUGCUAGAUAUACACAGAAAUGCAGAUUAACCUUCCCCUCAUACAAAUAAUAUGAACAGUCCACACACAAAAUACACGCAAUCCGUACAAACAUAAGCCGCUAACAAUCCACAUACAUGCACACAACCCCACAUGCAGCCUCUCACAUGGAAUACCCCAAAGAGCCCCCACACACUACCAAACACACAAUGUGACAUUUCCAUUCACACACACAAUUCCACAAGCAGCCCCCAUACACAGCCCACAUUUAUAUGUAACAUACACAAUACCAUAAACUACUAAUGAACAUAUACAAUAUAAUAGCUCAUAUACGGACAAAUACAACGAUACAAAGCAAUUACAGUAAAAAUAACACAAGCAGAAUACGGCAACAUACACACCUCAAUUUUAAAAAAAAAAUAGGAUUGGCAUGCUACGGGACAUCACAAUCCUAUAUCGGCACAGUGCUGCUAAAAGGUUGCCUACCCCUGAUAUAGACUGAUCAUGUGUCAUUGCCCCUGGAAAAAAUGUUGAUAGUUUUAUCCUGUCGUGGGCAACCUUCGGCACUCAAAUGUUGUAGACUACAUCUCACCCCAUGCUUUGCCAGCAUUUUGGUUGUAAUGAAGGUUGCCUAUCUCUGGGUUAGUCUAGCAGGAUUUUUUUUUAAAUCAACAAAAUUUAAAUUAAAUUAAUUUAUCAACAAUUUUCUGAUGGGGUCCUACCCAAAGUGCUUGAAUAACUGCAAUUCCUUUUUUUUUACACGUUAUGUUUGUUUCCUUGCAUCUGAUGCAUAGGUCAUCAUUGGUAUUGUUUAUUGUUAGUUUGGUAGAUUUUAUCAUCCCCGAUUGUAUGAUAGUAAGUACACAGUAUCACACCUUUUUACACCUCUCUCUCGUCUCAAUCUGUCACAUGUAUAAUAUACACGUUAAGAGAUUGAGUAUUUUUGGCAUUUUCAAAUACGUUCUUUUCAUACCACCUUAUUGCUCAGGGCUAAUUCAUCACUGUCUUAAAAUGUUAAAAUGAAUAUUAGAUCAUUAUGUAACACCGGCAGGUUUGCUGCAUUUCUUCUGAAGUUAUAAUGAUUUAAGCAGGGUGUGUUAGACGUCUUAUUUCAAUUUUCUUGAAUCCAGCCUAGAUUAACCCCUUACGGACACAACUUCUGGAAUAAAGGGGAAUCAUGACGGAAUAUUUCCGUCAUGUGUCCUUCAGGGGUUAAACAGACAAUGGAAUACAAAGCAAGACAUACACAUAUUUCCAACUUUUACUCCAAGCAGAGAAAGCAGUGUGUUAUUUCUUACUAUGAAGAGCGGUGUGACCAAGAGAUAGAUGAGCCUAUGUGGAAUGGAGCCAACAUUGGCUUGUAUCUCCUCUUCAACAAGGACAAGCAAGGGAACACACAUACAGAGAUGUGUGCCAUAGAAAGCACUGAUCCCCUUCCUUCUGCUAGAUUACUGGCAGGGCGUACAUGUUUGCAGGGAGGUAUUUUUUGGACCCUUUAGAAAUUCGAGGCUUGUCUUGGCUCUAACCAUAAUGACCUAGUUACAUGAAAUUAUUGCUAAUGGCAAAAGUUACACAGUACAAAUUUGUAAAACUGCAGAGGAAAAUACUCUUUCAUCACGAGAAGACAAUUUAGAUCAGAGUUAUACAAAAGGUAGAUCCACCAAAUAAUCCCCUAAAGUAGGCACGGCAUCAUGGGAGUUGUAGUUCUACUGUAUCUGGGGGUCUAUCUCAUCUUCCUCGCAUUACAAGAUCAUUGUUUGUUAUGUGCUGUGUUAACCUGGCAAAUGUUACACAUGGUUAACCCGGCAAUUGAAAAAGCCAAUUGAACUCAAUUGUUGAGUCGUUUGGCCAAUGGCCAUAUUAGAUUUCCUAAAAAGCAAGCACCCAUCAAAUGCACGGUAUUUAUUAGUAGUUAUUGGCUCUCAUUCCUGUUUGUAUCAAACGGCUGCACAUGUGGAAUGCAGACCUCUUUCUUUGUUGGGCCUUUGGUGCAGUUUGCAGCACUUGGCAAAUGUUUACUGUAACCUAUGUCUGUUCUGCAUUCUAAUGAGAACUCAGAGGGUUAAUCUUCCUGCAGGCAUUCAAUAAGAAUGGCCAUAAACCCACUGCUAUAAAAUAUCAGUAUAAGGAGAGCCGCAGCUUAAUUGACAUUUUAGAUAACUGCAACACAUUUUCAAUAUAGCAACCGACAUACUGUAUUAAUUUAGUAUGCCCAUUAAAUUGUAACAAACAGGCUAGACUUGUAAUUGUUGUUCCUCUAAAUUAUCCAAAUGUGCUCAAAUGAGUAGCAUUUUAAACAUAAUGGAUACUGUAAUCCUUACAUCAUAUAAAUUAACCUGAAAAUACUUCUACUCUCAGUGCUUUAGAAAGCAACCUCAAUAGCUUCCUAUCCCACAUAGCAACCACAUACACAUCAUCCGCAGCUCACAGUUACAACAACCCUGCACAUUCACCGUCACCUCUCAGCAUAUGCAUUCCACCCUGUACAUUCCCCUUCUCCUCCCAACAUCUACACCCACCCUUUACAUUCCCCCUCUCCUCCCAACACCUACACCCACCCUGUACAUUCCCCUUCUCCUUCCUGAAUUUACAACCACCCUGUACAUUCCCCUUCUCCUCCCAACACCUACACCCACCCUGUACAUUCCCUUUCUCCUCCCAACACCUACACCCACCCUGUACAUUCCCUUUCUCCUCCCAACACCUACACCCACCCUGUACAUUCCCCUUCUCCUUCCUGAAUUUACAACCACCCUGUACAUUCCACUUCUCCUCCCAACACCUACACCCACCCUGUACAUUCCCUUUCUCCUCCCAACACCUACACCCACCCUGUACAUUCCCUUUCUCCUCCCAACACCUACACCCACCCUGUACAUUUCCCUUCUCCUUCCUGAAUUUACAACCACCCUGUACAUUCCACUUCUCCUCCCAACACCUACACUCACCCUGUACUUUCCCCUUCUCCUCCCAACACCUACACCCACCUUGUCCAUUCAUUUUCUCCUUCCUGAAUCUACACCCACCCUGUACAUUCCCCUUCAGUUCAAAAUACCUACACCCACCCUGUACAUUCCCCUUCAAUUCACAAUACCUACACCCAUCCUGCACACCCUCUGAGCUUCCAUAAGCACCCAGUCACUCCUAGUUCAAUUCCCAAUGAUUUAAUAAAUAACCUUGCCAGUCACUUCCACCCAUUUAGUGACCAACACAGUCCCAUACCCUAUUAGCUCACACCCAUUCAGCUACGUACUAAAUAACCAACCACUAUCGACCUACUCACGCACUCACUCACUCACAUAGUCACAUAACAUAGGCACUCUAAAAAUUCCAGCAUCCCUGUUUUCAUUCAGUACAAUUUGGAGUUUAGUAAAUAAUCCUGAUAGUCUCACACAUUAUUAGCAUCUCACAUACGCUGUAUUUUCUAUCCAAUUUCUAAUAGUACAGCUGAAUAGAUAACCAGACGAAUAGCUUUUCAUACACAGGCAAAUGAUGUGAUGAUGCACACAGAACGCAAGCAGAAUAAUCACUGUGUUGUUUUUGGAACUAACUAGAUAAUGUCUACCCACAUCUACCCCCAGGCUGGAUAUAUAAUCAUAUGUAUUACAUAUAUAUCUGAAAGAUAUAACAGAAAUUGUAUGCAGGCAGCAGAAGAUCACAUGUGGUGUUGUGGCCUUUCAGUAAAUAAUGCACAAUUCAGCUAUGUGACUCUUAAAUGUUUACUAUUACAUCCCAUACACAUCUCAUUUCUCGUUCAAGUAUGACGUGCGGCUUGAUGAGGUAUGUAAAAUAAAGAAGUUCUGUUUAAAUAAUAAAAAAAAUCUAACCCCAGCAUAAUGUCCAGUGCUAUACAAAAGGAAGUGGAAUAUAAAUACACAAGAUUUAAAGAGUUACUGUAGGCAUCAAAACAACUUUAGCUUAAUGAAGCAGUUUUAGUGUAUAGAUCAUGCCCCUGCAGUCUUAUUGCUUAAUUCCCUGCCAUUUAGAUAGUAAAUCACUUUUAUUUCUGUUUAUGCAGCACUAGAAUGUCUCUGUAUUUGUAGUGUGUGUAUUGUGUAUCUGUGUAUGUCUGUAUGUGUGUAUCUGUGUGUGUAGUGUGUGUAUCUCUAUGUCUGUGUAUCUGCAUGUGUGGAAGUGUCUGUAUCUGUAUGCGUCAGUGUCUGUAUGUGUCUGCGUGUAAUGUCUGUAUGUCUGUGUAUCUGCAGGCGUAUCAGUGUGUCUGUACAUCUGUAUGUGUGUCAGUAUCUGCAUGUGUGUCGGUUUUUGAUACAUAUAUUGACACAAAUACAGUUGCACAAACACACAAACAUUGCCACACAUGCAGAUACAUAGACCAAACAGAUACAAUCACUGACACACAUUCAGAUACAGACACACAGAUACAACAAACACUGACACACAUGCAUAUACACAGACACAGUGUAUAGGUAAGUGUAUUGGCUGCAGUGCACACACAGACACACGCUACAUCCCCAGCACACACACACACAGACACACAAUUCAUCUCCAGCACACACACAGACACACUAUAUCCCCAGCACACACACAGACAGACACACACUUCAUCCCCAGCACACCCACAUAGAGACACUACUAUUGCAGGAGCAUGUAUGUUGUUUUUUUGGGGGGAGGGCAGCAUUUCAUACUUGGAUCCAGCACAAUGUCUUGGGCCGGCCAUGCCCGGCUGUAACCACAGCUUGCAAAAAAAAUAGUUUAAUUUUCAAUCAGAUGUUAGCUUGCUUUAGAAGUUUUUAUCUCCUGCUCUGUAAAUUAAACUUUAAAGGCACAUUCCAGGCACCAUAAAAACUUUAUCUAAAUGAGGCCAUCAAACACAGGAGGCCAUCAAACACACUCUUACCUCAAGGGGUUAAACUGUUCUUGAUUGGCUUAACGCCAAAGCAGCCUCAACCACCAAUCCUCAGGACCCCCAAGUGGCAUUCGGCUUCUAAAAUUUCAGUUUCAGGAAGCGCGGAGUGCCGUCAGGCAGGGGUUGCCACUGAUUGGCAGAGAGCGGUCAACUGGUCAGUGACCAUUCACAAAACUUUCUUGGAAAAAUAACUUACCUUUGUCAAGCCAGUUUUGUGAAUAGGGAAUCACUGAUAGGCUGAGAGCGUCAGCUAAUCGCUCUCAACAAAUCAGUGACACCCCUCCGCGGCGGUACUCCACGCUUCCUGAAACAUAAAUUUCAGAAACCUGCUGCAGCCGGGAUGGGGCAUACAGUGUCCCUUUAAAGAAGCAAUCUGCCAUAAACUGGACAACAGCUUCCAUAGGCCCAUAGCACCAAAAUGACUACAGUGAGCUAUGAAGCUCGGACUGUCUCUUUAAGGCUUAGAAGAUGAUGUUAUCAAAAUAAAUUUCUUCUCCCAUGCUUCUAAAAAUAACCAAUAAACUAUAAAACAUAAGUUCCAUCAAGGAAAGGGAAUUGCUAAAUAUAUGUAUUGGCAAAGAAAGGUCAACUCUUUCACACUGAAACACAAAAUGUGUAUUUUUGUAUUUGGUGAAUUUAUUUUCCUUUACUCAGGAGACGCUGUGUAUUUUUAAUUUCAGAGAAUUAGGUCGUGGCUUUGUAUUUUUAUUUUAUACUUUUUUCUUCUAGACCAUUCCUUUUUGUGGCCAUAUAAAAGGAGGGAUGAGACCAGGAAAGAAAAUAUUGAUUAUGGGGAUUGUUGGGGUAAACCCAGAGAGGUAAGAACCCUUCUGAUUUUAUCCACUAAAUGGCUGAAUUUUUAAGUAUUGAGAGAACCAAAUUACAAAAUUUAGGCAAAAAUAGCGGAUAAAGUGAAAACGAAAUAGAAAACAAAAAACACCAACUCAGGUAUAGGCAUAACUUGUGUAUUUUAGCCCAAAUCUUACAAUUUGAUUUUCAUCUUACUAUAGUUCACUGUUUAAUAAAUAUCCCCCUGUGGCUAGUGCUUUGUAUUGAUUUGCUUUAGUCUGGCUAUAAGAUUUGUGUUGGCUAAGCUAAUAAUCUUUGCCUUCCAAGGAGGAGAUCGUGGUAAAAAUGGACUUACCCACAAUCCAUUUGGAGUUUUCAUUGGCUUUAUUUUGUCGAUCUUACUAUGGUUUUAUCAGCUCAGUUGACAAAUUGAAAUAGGUUAAAAUAAUUGACUUAUUACAUAUGUCGGCUUUGCUGAUAAAAAGCCUUUUAUCAUGGGGUGGGUUCGUGCUAUAUUCAUAUGUUUUGUAUUUCUUAUCUAGCAUGCUUAUACAGGGAUUUCAAAUAGAGUCUUGAUUGCACUCAGAGUAGCAAUGGAAAAAAAAAAAACCAAAACAAAACAUUGAGAUCAGACAGAAUCAGCUGUACAUUAUGUGAAAUCAUUUUGUAUAAUUUUUAACUGUUUUCUUUUUCUCAGCUUCGAGAUCAGGCUGACAUGUGGGGAUUUAGGAGAACCAGCUGCUGACGUGGCUUUUGAUCUAAAAGCAGAUUUCAUUGACAAACAACUUCUCCGGAGAGCUUGUGUGUCUGGGGAGUGGGGAGAAAACGAAACAGCUAUUCCUUAUUUCCCUUUUAUACCGGAUCAGCCUUUCAGAGUAAGUUUGAACAGAGGUAGCACUGUUACCGAACGGAAAAAUGUACCCAUGUAUUAUGGGCUUCCAAAGGACGUAAAAUAGUGUGAAUUCAGAAAUUACAUCCUGUUAACAUACACUCAUAAGCACAUAUGUGCGUUAACAUAAUGUGUUGUCCUUUUGGAGAGCUGAGAUUCCCAUCAUCCUUUGCAAACGGAGUUUAGAUUAAAGGGCAUUUAGCUAGAAUUUAGAUUAAAGCAUUCUCCCUGAGCGUUUAUGUAAUGCAAAUCCAAAUAGAUAAUUAAAUGGAAAAAUAGAUAAGAUGUGCUCUAAGUGCCAAACUUCAUUUUAUUAAAGGACCACUCUAGGCACCCAGACCACUUCAGCUUAAUGAAGUGGUCUGGGUGCCAGGUCCUUCUAGGGUUAACCCAUUUUUUCAUAAUUAUAGCAGUUUCAGAGAAACUGCUAUGUUUAUGAAUGGGUUAAGCCUUCCCCCUAAUCCUCUAGUGGCUGUCUCAUUGACAGCCACUAGAAGCGCUUGCGUGCUUCUCACUGUGAAAAUCACAGUGAGAGCACGCCAGCGUCCAUAGGAAAGCAUUGUAAAUGCUUUCCUAUGCGACCGGCUGAAUGCGCGCGCAGCUCUUGCCGCGCGUGCGCAUUCAGCCGGCGGGGCGUAACGGAGGCGGAGAGGAGGAGGAGAGCUCUCCGCCCAGCGCUGAAAAAAGGUAAGUUUAAACCCCUUUCCCCCUUCCAGAGCCGGGCGGGAGGGGGACCCUGAGGGUGGGGGCACCCUCAGGGCACUAUAGUGCCAGGAAAACGAGUAUGUUUUCCUGGCACUAUAGUGGUCCUUUAAUCAGCCCUCCUCCACCUGUCAUAACUCUCCUACUGUUGCAGAGGUUUUUUUGGGACUACUAUGUGUUUAUGGGUCACAAACCUUGCACACAUUCAGUGACAAGAGAUGAUAGGUUAUCAUAAACUCUGUUUAUCCUCACUCAUUUGUUUAUUAUUUCCUUGAAUCUUGUGCAGUGCAGCCAGUGGACUUAUCGGUAAGUAUUAGAAUUAGCCCCUGAGUUAUUCAGGCCCCAGGCUCAUUCAAUUUGGCUCAAUUUAAUUGCAAUAUUGUAUAGUAUGUCUUAAAAGAAAACCAUGGUAAAAAAUUACCCCAUAUUUUAAUGAAUAAUUAUAAUGCAUUCAAAAUAAGCCUCCACCCCACAACCCUCUAAAAAACAAAACAAAAAAAAUAGAUAUUUAUUUUCCAAGAUCCUGAAGCCGCACAACCGAGACAGGCCAAAUGCAGCCUCUGGAAGAGCCCUCCCUGACUAGGAAAAGGGGUUUCAUCAUUCAAGGCCUCUCAAUUGCUUUAUAGGGUUUGAUUAAACAAGGAAGUACGUGCUGUUCAAAAAGAAGAGUGAAUUCUAAUUAGUUUCAGAAGCCAGAAGCCAGUUCUGCAGCUAAUGAAAGUAAAUUUUUAGGGCUUAGGAAAUAUUUGUUCAAAUUUGAGUAAAUAAUUAAAUUUUUAAUUUAUUUUAAAUUUAAGUUAAUUAUAUGCAUUCAAAAUAUAUUUGUGGACAUACAGGCUCUCUAUCAGUAAAUAACCAUUUGUGUAUCUCAGUAUUUAGUCAUCUGCAUGAAAACUGUGAACAGUAUUUGGUAGAAAUAAAUCAUCAGUUAGAAAUGGAUCCCAGACUCUUGCUGAUGCAAAUAGUUUUUUAAAGAAAUGUUUCUUUUUUUUUUCCCUAUUAAUUUUGCCAAGGGCAGAUUAUGACUUUGAGAGUAAAGCAGCUGGGUGCAGAAUAUACCUGCUCUGAUAUUUUUAAUUAACAGGCCUAUCCAUUAGCAAAAGAAAAAAAAGGAUUUCAUUUCUUAGUUCUUAUUUCGCCAGUUUUCUUCAUUUGAAUUUAUAAAUCUGAAUUUUCUAUAGAGGAAUUCCCUUGAAUAUAGCUAUUCGUGUAAGAUGAACUGUACAUGCAUUAUUUAAAGCAUAUUUAGCAUAUGUCUGGUACUGGAAUCUGAAACAGUUGCUAGUCAUCCUUUAACAGGGCUUCUCUUAAAAUGACUGAUGCUGUAGGGAAACAUCUGUUGGUGGUCCACCUCGAACCGCAAUCUUUUUUUCAGAAGUUCAUGUAACCUCUAAAGUAAGGCCAUGAUAACAAUCAGUCCUUGAAAGGUCCUAUUAAAAAGUGGAACAUCUCACAUGUAUAGCGACACUGAUAUAUAGAGAGAUAUAUAAAAAGUAGGACAUACCUUGAUGGCUUAAGGUCUUGAUGGACCAGACUACGAUAAAAGUGCAAUAUGUUAUUGGUCUUUAAGGGGUUAAUACCACCCAUGUAAUUUCAAGACUACCAUAUUUUAAAAUAGCUAAAAUGAUCCCCAUAAAAGCUGACAGGUAUUUUUUGGAAAACACAACACUUUUCUAUGGCUUUUUGCCCCUCCAAUAUAUCUCCACCUUCCAGUGAUAUGUUCACCUUUCAGUGAUAUUGCAAAUAGUCAGUGGCUCUGUUGGUACACAUGGAGGGCUCACAAGAAGCUGUAAAUAUAAUCUAUAUAAACGUAUCACUAUUUACCCAGAAUAAAUGCAAUUAGUUUAAUAGUAGCAUGACCGAAAGAGGGUUAAAAGGGCUGGUCAUAAAUUGUCAAUAGCAAUUAAAUUUGCCCUUUUUGUCUGAAAAACACUUCCCUAAAAAAAUGGCAGCGUACAACGAAGAGUCUGUUCCGAUCUAAUGAAUAAAUAGUGGCAAGUAAAAAAAAAAGUAAGCAAACCAGUAUUACCACCCUCCUUACAUCAUAUUUGUACACAAUGUUAAUUCUCAUUCUGAGAGCUAAUAUAUUUUAGAUGUGUGACCAUUUAAUAACUAUAUCAACAUACAUACUUUCCAUUAUUUUCUCACUUUUUUUUUUACGCAGAUGGACAAAACAAAUUUAAGAUACGCAGAGAGUUAUUUAAAAAGAGUUUGCUUGUAUGUACAAAAAUCUGAAAUAUUUUUAAUGUAGGGCUUGACACAUUUGUUUGGAAUCUAGGAGCCAGCUUAAAAAGUCAGGAGCUGUUUUUUUGUUUUUUUAAACUAGCAAAGUGUAAUUUACGAGAAAUAUAGAAUUCUUAAAGGGACACUAUAGUCACUAGAACCACUACUGCUUAAUGUAGUUGUUUUGGUGCCUAUAGCCUGUUCCUGUAGCCUUUUCAAUGUAAAUGCUGCCUUUUCAGAGAAAAGGCAGUGUUUACAUUGCUACCUAGAAAAACCUCUAGAGACAGUCACUCAGACGGCACCUAGAGAGUCCUGUGUUCAGCGUCUCCACGCUCUGCAUGUUACCCAUAGAGAACGUGCGCAAUAUCCUAUAUACUAUAGGAAAGCAUUGGUUUAGCUGAGAUCUUAAAGAUUGAUUAUCUCAGCCAUGAAGACAGGACAAGCCGCGGAAAACUGGCACAGCGUGAAGAAGAUGAGUAAAAACACCUCUCUCGUGAUCGGAAGGGUGCAGGCACCUAAACAGACACAGAAAAAGACACACUCUGACACACACACACACACACACUGAAAGAGAGACACACACAAACUCACACACUGACAGAGACACACACACACACAUUGACAGAGUGACACAUCCACACACACUGACAGAGAGGCAGAAACCCACACACUGACAGAGACACACACCAAACCACACACUGACAGAGACACACACACACACAAAUUGACAUUUUCAUUUUAAAUUGAAUCCACCUAGCCUUCCUACCUUUGGGAGAGCUGAGUGGAUCUUUCUCUGGGGUCUAGUGAGGCUCCUCUCUGCUCCCUGUACUGAUGCCGGGGCCGGGAUGACGUAAUAUCACCAAAGUGCGCGAGGGAGCAGAGAGGAGCUGCAGUAAGAUCACUGCUCCCUCGCACACUACCCCAGGACGGCACCUCCAUGCAGCCCAAGGCAGACGCCUACACGCCCCCUGAGCCGGCCGUCCACGCUCUCAGGUCGACGGGCCGGCUCCAUUGUUCCCCCAUCCUGCCUUUAGCUAAAGGGCUUCAAAUCCCAUACGCCAGGGCAAAAUUUCUAGUUGCCAUGGCGACCUGGUGCCUUGUAUUUACCCUGUUUUAUUGCAUAUAACUAACUAUUGCAAAAAAAUUGUAUUUACUAAUAACUAAUAGACUUGUGCACAGCUCCUUUUCAGCUGUGUGAAAUGAAUCAAAGUCAUGCUAAUCUAUGCCCAAAGGAACUGAUCCAUCCGACUCCACAGGUAAAUCAUGGACAGAAAGAAUCAUUCAGGCAUAGAUUAGCAGGUACUUGAUUUGUUUAACGCAGCAAAAAAGGUUUUUGCACAAUGGUAUUAGUUAUUCAAAACAAGCUACCGUUAGUUCUAUAUCGCUUUUAAGAAAUGAAACAGCAACGAUAAAAAAUUGACAUGAAAUAUAGACUAAGCUUAGAAUAAGAUAAGCUUAUCUCUUAUAAUUUAAUAGUUUUUUUUCAUUGACAUCAAAGGGAAAAAUUAUAUUCAAACAGAAGAGAUAAGCAGAACUCAUCUAAUACAAAUGUAGCCCUCAAGGACGUAUUCACGAACAGGCAAUUAUGGAAACAGUAGUAUUUUUUUAGGCCGAACAAUCUAAGCUAGAAAAAUAGCCAAGUUGGUGAUUUUUAUUCCAGUUCCGCAAUUUUGGAUCAGUGCUUUACAAUAACAGAGGAUUUUGAAAGAAUAAAAGCGUCAUACGCAAAGGUUACGUUCCACGUUCCUGCAGCUUCCGACUUCCAAGUCACCUUUCCUGUGACAGGCUUCUGAUUGAAUGAGCUGUAGGACAGUAUUGGUAGAAAUCAUUGCAGAUUAUUCACAUAUAGUUAUUUACUAAAGGGACAAUUGUCGUGAAUGCAAAGUGAAAUAACCAUUAAAUGCACCCAGAUCGCUCAAUAUGGGUGUGAAGUUGUCCUGUCAUUUUAACCAUACAAUGUAAAACACUGCAGUUUUGCAGGAACUCCAAUGUUUCCAUUGCAGGGUUAAACACAACUCAUGUGAACAAAUGUAGCUCGUAGGAUUCACUGCUUUCCUAUGAGAAGCAUUUGAUUGGACGGCGGUUGGCACACAUGCACAUCAUGUCCCCGGCCGUCUUCCACGAGGAAGUGUGGAUUGGACCAUUACCGAGAAAGCAACGCCACCUGGAUGACGUCACAGGAGGCUGAGAGGGCAGCAGCACCGAGGGAGUCUCAGCACUGGAGAAAAGGUAAGUAAAACUUUUUUUUUGAAAACCAUUUAUUUUGCAGUUGUGUGAGCCCACCAAUCUAACUAUGUACUAGCGCACUAUCCUUUAAUUUAAAUUUUAACCCCAAAUUGCUGAAUUGGAAACAAUUUCCCAAAUCAGCUAUGAUUCCACUUCAGCUACUUUGGCCUUAUAGUUGAAAUAAUUUUGAAUACAUUUUCAGUUUUUGUUUUCUUUCAAAGUUACAAUUUUUAAUUUUAGGGUAGCCAAACAGAAAAUAUUGUCCAACUUUAUAUUUCCAGUUCUGCCAGUUUGGUCUACAAUUCCUUUAGUCAUUCCCUAGCAUUUCCUGUAUUAGUAAAUAUCCCUUUAAAUACAAAUAUUAUUAUUUAUAUAGCGCUAACAAAUUCCAUAGCGCUUUACAAUGGGUGGAUUAACAAACAUGUAUUUGUAACCAGACAAGUUUGACGCACAGGAACAGAGGGGUUGAGGGCCCUGCUCAAUGAGUUUACAUGCUAGAGGGAGUGUGGUAUAGUGACACAAAAGGUAAGGAUAGUAUUAGAUAAGAGAGAAAUCCAAUAAAAGACUGAUCUGGUGUUGCCCUUAUGUUAUUUUCUUCCCAAUGAGUCACAACAUUUACAGAAUUGCUACAGUCUAUCUAUAGUUAUGCAUUUUCAGGAGAUCCACCCUGUGAUUUUCACGGUGUAUAUAUUACUUCAAACCUUUUUUUUAAUCCUUUGGGCUGUACCUAACAUACGGAAGUGUGUUUCAAUCAGAGAAACAUAUUUUCUUUAGUUUAAGGUUCUGUGUGUAUGAUGUGAGUUGUAUUAUCCAACAAUUGUAGCGUUAGAUUGCAUGUGGCUGAACCUCUUGGGACUUUGGACCUGUACAGUUGUGCUGACUUAAUAAUAUAAGACAAUGUGGCAUUUGCCAAUAUGAUAGCAUAUUUUGUUAUGUUUUGUAUAAUUACAGAUAUGUUUAAGCCAAUAAUUGGUAUAUAUGCAUUUGGAUCACAUUGUGUAGAUAUUAACUGAGACAGUGUUGUAUGAUAUGCAGCUCACAUGGUACCAGACUCUCUUAGUACGAAUUUAAUUGUAGUUUAACUAUUGUAAAAUAAGGUAUGACAGUUCUUACGAUUUUCUUUUUAUGAUUCACAUUCUGUCUAAAAACCCCAUAAGUUCUAUUAUAUGAGAUCAUGGGUUCAUUAAUGUUCCCACCCGGCUCCUGGAGUGGUAUACAGUACUCUCGGUAAAAAGAAUUGAAUGACACUCCUAUAUAGCAUGCCUUCUGCCAAGUGUCAUUUUCCAUUUCUUAUUUUCUAUAUUGUCACAAAGAAUUUUAGAAGUGUAUUGUUUAACUAUGGGAAUGUCAAAUGACUCCUCAUUCUUAAACCUAUCCUUAACGUGUAGUGUAAUAUUCGUUAGGGUAAUAAUUCAGUCCUUCAAUUAACGUGAUCCUUUUGCUUGUCUCUAAGGAAGUAUGCUUUGCCAAAAAUUGCUUAUUUGAAAAUAAUUCUCCAGUUUAGUUGUAGUAAGAGCUUGGCUAUUUUAACCUCAAUUUUUAGGAGUUUGUAGUUGUUAUGUUGACGAGACAGUUGUAAUUUUAAUCUGAUAGCCACAGGAGGCAAUUUUUUUGUAAAAAUAGUUUGACAAAACUGGAGUGAAUUCACCGAUAGCCCCCUUUCAUCAUAACCAUUAAGUAAAAUGCUGUGGUUAUUGUGCGUGGAGAGUCCAUUUAAAGCACAAACAACUUUUAAUUAAAUAUACCAAAAAUCUAAAUAUUUGUUAUUUCCUGUUACAUAAUUGUUGGUCAGAUGUGUCACACUCUGAAAAACCUUUUAAUUUGUAGAAAGGUAAUCCAGAGACUUUGAAGUUUAUACAGUCCCUUUGCUUCCUUGCAACACCUCCCUAACAAUCCUUCUGGUAUAUUCAGAAAGGCCAAAGUGCUUAUUAGCCUUCCUCCAUUUAUUCUUUCAGUUUUGGUUUAUGUAAACAUUCGUAUGACCUUGGGAAUGUUUUUGAUUUUUUUUUUUUAAGAUUUCACGUGGACUUCAACAUCGUCAUGAAAUAUACAAACAGAAGUCAAUUAGCAAACGGACAUGGAGAGGGUGGUCUAGACCAGAUGCAACCAACUUUUGGCACUCCAGAUGUUGUGGACUACAUCUCCCCUAAUGCUUUACCAGCAUUAUGGCCGUAAGAGAAUUAUGGGAGUUGUAUUUCCUAAAAUCUGCAGUGUCUAAAGUUGCCUAACCACUGCUUUAGAGAAUUUAUUAUCGUGUUUACUCAUUUUAAUAUGUCUCUCUUAUUGUAGAUAGAAAUACUUUGUGAACACCCGCGUUUCAGGCUAUUUGUGGAUGGACACCAGCUCUUUGAUUUUUACCAUCGAGUCGAAACACUAUCAGCUAUCGAUACCGUUAAAAUCAACGGCGACCUUCAGCUCACUAAACUUGGUUGAUAUAUAACAUGCGUCUGAUGCCACCAGCGAAACGAGGGCAGCUACACAUACAGCAGAACUUAAGAGGAGCUCAGUUUAAUUCCUCUACAACCAGUGAUCUUGUGUUAACUCCAGAGGAUAACCGUCAAGCAAUAGUUACAGUGAGCCAUCUUUUUUAUUAAGGACAAUAUGGUACCUCACAGGUAGUUGUUAAAUAAAUUAAAUAAUGACCUACUUUUUUGACCUUGAGUACAGCAAUUUAUUUUUUUUCUUAAAGCACUUCCUAUAUAUAUAUAUAUAUAUAUAUUGGUGACCUUUGUAUUUUACUUGAAAGGAGUGUUUGUCAAGAGUUCAGCAUUCGUGUAACAUAAUCAGCAAAAUGGUCAUAAGAGUAUUGUAAUUAUUGCAAAACAAUCAAUGAAAGCAGUUAUCAUCUUGAAAACGUGUUGUCCUGCUCACUGAUUGGCUGAAUGUUAUUGUCUGUGCCUGUCAUUGGCUGCUGCCACUGAAUUUGUGCAUCAAUAGCAACAACUAUUUUUUUUAGUAGCCAUGGAUAUCUACGGCUGACAGACAACUUCCCAUUGGUUUAAAGAAUAUGAUAAGCUCUUCACUGUCCAAUCAAUGGUGGAGCUCCAUGGAUUGAAAUUCAUUUUCAACAUUUUAUGAAUCAAAGUGCUGUGACGAUCAGCUAUAAAAAAAACAAAAAACAAUUCGUUUUGUGUGAAAACAUGUUUCUGCACUGAAGUGAUUUAGCAUAGCACAAUAAUAUAUUUAUAUAUGGUCAGGGUAUUUGCAUAGAGUGUAGAUAAGGUUCCUUUGCACAGUGUGUUGUCUACACUUUUUAAAUGCUUCUAUGGUUAGAUUUAUUUAUCCAUUAUAGCCUUCAUUUGGCAAAGUAGGCAUAUUCUUUUUUUUUUUUUUUUAAUAUAUUUUUAAUCAAGGUAAAAUGUUAAACACUUUGAAUGUAUGAAUGUUCUUUUUGUGUAAACAAUCACUCAUAAGCAUCUCAUCUACUUACGAUAUGUAUAGGUAUUUUGGAUAUACUUAGUUACACGGUGGAUACUGGCUAUGGAAUGUACUUUUCAUGCUUUUUACAUUUUUUUUGUAUCAACACACAGAUAUUAAAACAAUGCUGCCAUUUUGUAAUUUGUUAAUUCAGGCUGUGAGUCCUAAAAACUUAUUCUGAAAAAUAAAAUAAAAAUUACAAAAAAAAUAUGAUAUUAAGCUUUUACAUAUGUGAUUAUACAGUCUAAUAAUGCCUUGAUAAUGACUCGUAUAAAACAGGUUUCAAUAAUCUUAAAUAUUUAUGGGAAGAUUAACCAACGGAAAAAACAAGUGCUUUUCUGGGGACCAAGUGCUAAAUGUUGAGAAACAUUCUGUUGGUUCCAUAGUGAUUGCUUUCUAUUUAGCACUUUUCCCCAGAAGUUUAGAUGCUUUGUCCUAAUAAUUCUCCCCCUAAUUUCCAUAAUGUCAGCGUAUGUAGUUAUAUAGAUUUUUAAAAUGACUCCAGUCCAUCAAUUGCAGCCCUUCACACAUCUCUAUCACUACUGUUGAUCCAACAGAAGGUGAAAACCCCAAUUUGAAGUAAUUUGCAGUGUUGCCACAAAUGAAAAAAUAUAAAUUUCUGACUCCAAAAUGGCAGUCAGACUUCUUGUUUCAACAAGUUGUUACUCCACAUAUUAACUAUUAUAUCCUUGAAUAUAAUUUUUUUUUUUAAAGCACACAAUCUUCUAGACGUUUAACACAACCUCUUCAGGCAGAGAAUCCAACAUACUAUUUGUUCUUAUUGCACAUAACCAUUUUCACUGAUGUAGGUGAAAUCUCCUUUCUUCAAGUCUAAGUGGG
Molecule: messenger RNA, 27628 nt
Organism: Pelobates cultripes (western spadefoot toad)
Lineage: Eukaryota; Metazoa; Chordata; Amphibia; Anura; Pelobatidae
Source: the annotation of a GenBank genome assembly